Molecule: messenger RNA, 339 nt
Organism: Dermatophagoides pteronyssinus (European house dust mite)
Lineage: Eukaryota; Metazoa; Arthropoda; Arachnida; Sarcoptiformes; Pyroglyphidae
Product: RNA polymerase II degradation factor 1-like
Source: RefSeq, a predicted model, not a curated record
AUGCAUGCACAUCAUCAAUUGACAAAUAUUUCAUCAUCAUCAUCAUCAACAGCGGCACAAUCCGCAUCAUCCGCAACAAAUCCAUCAUCAAUGAUAACAUCAUCAUCAACAACAACCCAACGUGAUCGUGAACGACAACGUGAACGUGAACAACGUCGUCAACAAGCAUUAGCAUUACAGCAGCAACAACAACAACAUCAAACUAAUCAUCAAUCGGUUAAUGUAUCAUCGAUUGGUCAUCAUUCACAUUCACAUCAUACAAGUGGUAGAGAUUUACAGCAAAAAAAUUCACAACAAUCCGAUAAACAAUCGCAUUCAUUAUUUCCCGAUCCGGUUUAG